GUGCCUGCGCCUCCUUUCUCGUGUGGUCAGUCAAAACCACUUCUACCCCUUCGCUUUCCUUCCCCUCGCACUGUUCCCUCAUCCCCGUCCCGAAACCCUAACCCCAGCAAAAUCCCCCGCGCCCCUCCGCCCCACUCCCAUGGCCGCCGCCGACGCCGAGGUGGAGCGUCUCUACGAGCUCGGCGAGCGCCUCUCCUCCGCCAAGGACAAGUCGGAGCACGCGGCGGACUACGAGGCGAUCAUCGCGGCGGUGAAGGGGAACAGCGUCAAGGCCAAGCAGCUGGCGGCGCAGCUCAUCCCCAGGUUCUUCCGUAGCUUCCCGGCCCUCGCCACGCGCGCCAUGGAGGCCAUGUUCGACCUCGUCGACAUGGAGGAGCUCGCGAUCAGAAUACAAGCUAUUCGUGGGUUUCCACUUCUUGGCAAAGAUGCAGAAUUUGUGUCCAAAAUUGCAGAUAUUCUAGGACAAGUUCUUGCAAGUGAGGAAAAUGUGGAGCGUGAUGCUGUUCAUAAAGCACUCAUGUCCCUUAUACGACAAGAUGUUAAAAAUUCCUUGCAGCCUUUAUUUAAGCAUGUGGAGUCAGGAUCGGAGAUCCGUGAGAAGGUUAUUUGUUUUCUUAGAGACAAGGUCUUUCCUCUUAAAGCAGAGCUGCUGAAACCUCAAGCAGAAAUGGAGAGAUAUAUAACUGAUUUGAUAAAAAAAAGUGUCCAAGAUGUAACUGGGUUGGAAUUUAAAUUAUUCAUGAAUUUUCUGCGAAGUUUGAGCAUAUUUGGGGAUUCUGCUCCUCGAGAGUCCUUUCAAGAACUAAUUGAAAUUAUUCAAGCACAAGCUGAUCUUGAUGCACAGUUCAAUGCUUUGUGUUUGCCUUGGCAUUCUUGUUCAUUCUUCCAGGUUUCUGACAUUGACCACAUUGAGAGGUGGAUUUCAUGCAUGUAUAUGGCUCUUCCGAUCUUCAUGAGAGGUGCAUCGAGCAGCAAGUUCCUCAACUAUUUUGUUAAGCAAAUUGUUCCAGUUUUUGAUAAGAUUCCUGAAGAGAAGAAACUGGAUUUGCUCAAGACCAUUGCUGCAAGUUCACCAUAUUCUGCAGCACAAGAUUCACGUCAACUGCUUCCAUCUAUUGUUCAGUUGCUCAAGAAGUAUAUGCCUGGGAAGAAGGUGGAAGAUAUCAACCAUAGUUAUGUUGAAUGCUUGCUGUACACUUUUCACCAUUUGGCCCACAAGACUCCAAACACAACGAACACUCUCUGUGGUUAUAAGAUUGUUACUGGGCAGCCGUCAGAUAGACUUGGAGAGGAUUUCUCGGAGCAGUACAAAGAUUUUAUGGAGAGGUUAACUGGAACAGAAGAGACAGUUCGAGCAGCCUCAAAGAGACUAACUCAGGGAAUGGCAAAUUUUAACAAGGCAAUAUCUGCAGCAAAAACGGAAGAAGAGAAAACUAAACUUAAAGCCGAUCAGCAGAAAUCAACAAUGUCAAUGCGGGCAUAUAACAACAUAUUGGCAAUGGUGCAGCCAUUGCAUGCGAAAUCCCCAUUAUUUAUUGGUGAUAAGAAAAUCAUGCUGUCAUGGAUGGAGCAGCCAAAGAAACCAGCAGCAGCUACCACAACAGGAGGGAAGAGAUCCCAACCUGCUACGAAUGGGAAUGGCCCUGCAAUCAAGAAGGGGCGAGGAGAGGGAGGAAUGCAUAAUCAGCUUGUGCACAGAGCUUUUGAAGGAUUGUCUCGCGGUGGUAGAGGCAAUGGAAGAGGGCGGGGCAGGGGAGGCCAAGGAAGAGGAUGGGGCUACCGCUGAGAUCAGCAAGAAAGUUAACCUGGGCUUUCUGCUUCCAUUUGAGUAAGGGCAGAAGUUUGUUUUGUUACUUCACUGGGGUUGGCUCUGGCUCUUCUGUAUCCAACAAGAUGGAAUUGAUGAUCCUUCAUGGCGUGCGACUGCUGAAUGCGUACAGAGAGCUCGUAAAAGGAUGCCUGGGAAUGUGGACAAUCUGUACAGCUUAGCUGUUCAUUUACCAUUCGUCAGUGACUCUUUCCUAUCCUGACCGUUUGUUAGUCGACCAAUUUCACCUAUCUUGGUUGUUUGAUGAACUCAACAGCUAGAAAUUGUUAGAUUAUUUAUCUGACUUUAUCAGAGCCUGAAGAGAUGCAUUUAGUUUUCGUGUUGAGGAUCUUGUUUAUGUUGGUUUUGUUAGUCCUAUGUGUUCUAUUGUAUUUGUCAACAACGUUCAUCUACCCGUGACACAUGUAUUGAUGAAAUUCAACGUUUAGAUAA
Molecule: messenger RNA, 2260 nt
Organism: Phragmites australis (common reed)
Lineage: Eukaryota; Viridiplantae; Streptophyta; Magnoliopsida; Poales; Poaceae
Product: apoptosis inhibitor 5-like protein API5
Exons: 16
Coding region: 140-1786 (548 amino acids)
Biological process (GO): regulation of programmed cell death
Cellular component (GO): nucleus
Molecular function (GO): mRNA binding
Source: RefSeq, a predicted model, not a curated record